This is a messenger RNA of Raphanus sativus (radish), 2227 nucleotides long. RefSeq names its product reticulon-like protein B21. The record is from RefSeq and is a predicted model, not a curated record. The coding region runs from base 305 to 2104 and encodes 599 amino acids. The transcript has 8 exons. Lineage: Eukaryota; Viridiplantae; Streptophyta; Magnoliopsida; Brassicales; Brassicaceae.
GAGAUUGUGAUCAUAAACCUUAAUGAUUGUGUUUAAGCAGCAUCUUUGCAGUACAAAACCACAUGCAAAGGCUUUUAGGUUUGAUCUAUAGUCUCAGGAUUCAUGAGACAACAAGACAGGUCCCCCCUCCUCAAGUGAGAAGUUAGAUGAAAUUCAAUUAUCUGACUUUGGUGUAUGUAUCCAACAACCUCCAUUUUAUUUUUUCUUCUUCCUUCAGCUUCAAGGCUCAUUAUCAUUACCACUUUACUCUCUCUCUGCCCCCACAACUUCAACUCAAUCACCGGUAAGACAGUGACUUAAGAGCAUGGACCCAAGUAGCAGAACAAGAAGAACUGGCGUUGGAGGAGGAGGAGCCGUUGUCGCUGCAGGCUCUGUUUGGGAAGCGAGAAUGCAGAGCGACGACGAAGUUAGCGUCAACAACGCCAUCGUCAACGCCACUCAUCUUCUUCGAGCUGUCGACGGAGGAGACAAGAGUUCUAGCAAGCAGAUGAGCUUAAAGGAGGGGGUUAGCGGAAAGCGACCCGCAUGGAAGACAGAUUUGAAGCAGCUCGCGAGGCCGAGAUCGAUCGGUGCUACUCCUCCGGCGACGCCGAGGAGGUCCGUUGGUACUACUCCUCCGAUGACGCCGAGGAGAUCGAUCUCUAGUGACUUAAAUGAUAAGAGUUUGACCUUGUCGGUGGCGGUGAAGAAGGCGAGAUCUGAUUCGGUGGAAGGGGUUGAGAAGACUCCGGGUCGGGUUAAGAAGACCCGAUCGGAGCUUUGCGCGGGGGUCGUCAAGUCCAGUGAGUUAGAUACAGUUGCGUUGAGGAGAGUGAACUCAUUGCCGGAUCAGAGUUCGGAGAAAUGUAAUGAGAAAACAGAGGAGGUAGAUGUGAAAACAGAGGAUGUGGAUGUGGAUGUGGAUGUGAAAACAGAGGAGACCGUUGACGAAAAGAAGCAGAUCACAGAGGAAGCCAAAGAGUUCGGUGUCUGUCAAGAGAUAGUCGUCUUCGCUGAUUCGAAAGAAGAUGAGCAGAUCGACAAUGGCGAUCGCGAGGAAGAAGAAGAAGUGGAGAAGAAGAGUGUUGAUGUGAAAGAGAUGAAUGCAGCACCCAAGGAGACUAGCAAUAACAGAGUUGGUGAUUCUGAGAUUAAAAAGUACAGUCAAUCUAACAACAGAACAGCUCUGUCUCCUCCGGCCUCCGUCCGUAAAGAUCUGCCGCCGGUGAUUAAAAAGGCAGCUUCCGUUUAUACGGUGCCACCAAGCUCAGGUACAUUUGCGGAGAAAGAAGAAAGCUUUACUCAUUCACAGAGAAAAUUAGAGAGUCUAGUGGAUUUGGUGAUGUGGAGAGAUGCAUCAAGGUCGACGCUUGUGUUUGGUCUCGGAACAUUCCUCAUAGUCUCUUCUUCAUACGCCAAUGAUCUCAACUUCAGCUUCAUAUCAGUGGUAGCGUAUAUGGGACUCAUUUACCUUGGCCUAAUGUUUGUAUUCAAAGCCGUGAUCCGCAGGGGAGUGGUGGAGGAGGAAGAGAGGCAUAAAGGAGCUGGAGUGAGAGAAGAAGAUGUGAAGAGGAUGCUCAGAGUCAUAAUGCCUUACCUCAACGAGUCUCUGCUUCAACUCAGAGCUCUUUUUUCUGGCGAUCCUUCCACUACACUCAAGAUGGGAGUGGUGCUGUUCGUCUUGGCUAGAUGUGGCUCUUCUAUCACUCUUUGGAACCUUGCCAAAUUUGGCUUUCUUGGAGCAUUCACAGUACCUAAAAUCUUCAUCUCCUACUCAACUCACUUCUCAGCUUACGGGAGAUUUUGGGUGAGGAGAUUCAGGGACGCAUGGGAAUCGUGCAACCACAAAAAGGCAGUGGCUUUGGCACUCUUCACCCUCGUUUGGAACCUCUCAUCCGUCGUUGCUCGGGUAUGGGCAGCAUUCAUGCUCUUCGUGGCCUUAAGAUACUAUCAGCAGAAGAUGAUUUGGACGACUGAUCAAGAUGAUCUUGAAGAUGAGGAACAUGUAGACGACGACCAAGUCGAAGAAGAAGAAGAAGAACAGCUAGCUCCUAAACCCAUUCAUCAUAAACCCAAAAGAGCACCUUAUACGAUGAUGCCUAAUAAACUAAAGAAAAUUUCUUAAACAUUCUUAUAUUUUCCCCUACCAUGAUAUAAACAUUACGUAAUCUCUUUAGUUUGUAGUUAGGUAUUCCUUUGUUACUCUACUAUAUCUAUAUAUACACACAGCUUCUAUGCAUUUAAUUAA